CCUUCCUUGAACUCAGACAGUUUUACACACAUUCGUCAAAGUGCCGGACAAAUUGUCAGAAGUUCUGGGCGAUGUCCUGGAAUUAUGCGGCGGAGGCGGAGGCGGAAGUGGCGGUAGUGGUGCUGCAACUGGCGACAAAAACACGUCAAAGAACACAUCGAGCGGAAGCGCGGCUACUAAGAUCGGUGCUAUGACAGGAGUAGCGAUAAUCAAGGGAAGAUGGGCCCCAAGAAGCACACGUUCGCAGCUUUCUUCCAUUGCUAAUACCGACAGUGCCGACAGUACAACUUCGACUAGUUCGGAGGAAUUUAAUGUCAUGAAGGAGCAGCACACGAUACAAUCGUCGACAACCGAAUCGGGUUUACCCCAUCAAAGUCGCAGUUAUCCAAGCGAUGGUGGAAGUAGCGGUCGAACAUUGGCGAGAGACUCGUCUAUCAGCUCACAGAGUUUGCCAAAGGGUGCAUCUUGUUCUUCAAAUUAUCGGGGAUCAUCACCUCAAAUCAGAGCAUUCGAUCCGAACGGACGGCAUCAUGUUCAACAUGAACCUUUACACGCCGCCUCUUCAUAUCCACCUGGCAGAAGCUCGAGAUCUCCUUCGCCAGCUCGUGCAGCAUCCUUGGAUACACGUUGUGCAAGUCCUGCCAGUUACACGAGCAGUCUGCAUGGUGGAAAUAUGUUACCUUCACAGAUCUCUUUAUCAUCCGUAGCAACGGGUAUAAGUUCCACUUGCGGGUGUUCGCCGAUAAAUGCCGUUCAAAGUACUUCCAGACAGACCAGUCGUUGCUUAUCGCCUCUUCUUAUUCCAUCGCCACAUGCUUCUAUAAGUAGCGAUAGUGGUCCCGUUCCACCUGCUUCUCCUCUUGGUUCUUUACAACCGGAUCUUUAUCAAAGACGUGACGGUCCUGUCUUUCUUAGCGCUCGCAGGACGGGAAAGCAUUUGGGCAGGCUUCAUCUGCGCUUGAGAUACGAUUUUGAUAAAUCAGAUUUGGAUGUGCAUUUGAUCGAGGCACACAAUCUCGCAGGCAGCGAUCAAGGUGGUUUUAAUGAUCCCUAUGUUAAGUUAACUCUUAGCCCAGAAGUGGACAGCAGGAAAAGACAAACACAGAUCCAUCGAAAUGAUCCAAAUCCAUUUUUUGAUCAGCAUUUCAAAUUUCCUGUUAGCUACGAAGAACUGCAGGAGAAGACACUAGUUUUACAGGUAUUUGACUACGACCGUUUUUCAAGAAAUGAUAUGGUAGGCUCGGUGAGAGUGGCCAUGGAUAGUCUUGAAUUGGUUUCUUCUACUUCCUCGAUAGAAGUUUGGGGUGAAAUAACGAGAGAACGAAAACCACCGGAAGAAAUUCAAGAAGUUUUGGUUUCGUUAUCUUACUUACCGAGUGCUGAGAGACUCACGGUUCUCAUGAUGAAAGCUAGAAAUCUGUUUCCCCAACAGGAUAAGGAAACAUUGGAUCCGUUCGCGAAAGUUAGUCUUCUCUGUGGAGAAAGAAAAGUAAAGAAGAAAAAAACAGCCGUUAGGAAGGCUACGACAAAUCCCAUUUGGAAUGAAGCAAUGUCGUUUAAUAUACCUGCCUCAUUACUUGCAUCGUCGGCUAUAGAGAUAUGCGUGUUGGACUCGAGCAGUGAACUCAUCGGUGGAAAUGCCAUUGUCGGAUCUUGUAUCAUUGGACCGGCUACAAGUGCGGACAGCGGUAACAGUCAAGGACGGGAGCAUUGGCUUCAAAUGACGCAGUCUCCGAGAAAGCAAAUUGCUGAGUGGCACACGCUACACUAGUUUGAUCAUCGUUACGAUCUAACCGUUUGAUUGCCCGAAUAAUUCACAUCCUUGAACGAAGGAACUACAAUCUAUCGUGUAACGUUGCAUA
This is a messenger RNA of Atta colombica, 1862 nucleotides long. It is a transcript of the gene Sytbeta, whose product is annotated as synaptotagmin-5. Bases 191 to 1771 code for a protein of 526 amino acids. The transcript is spliced from 9 exons. The record is from RefSeq and is a predicted model, not a curated record. NCBI's taxonomy places the organism in Eukaryota, Metazoa, Arthropoda, Insecta, Hymenoptera, Formicidae. Gene Ontology annotation, molecular function: syntaxin binding; phosphatidylserine binding; calcium ion binding. Gene Ontology annotation, cellular component: membrane. Gene Ontology annotation, biological process: cellular response to calcium ion; calcium-ion regulated exocytosis; regulation of calcium ion-dependent exocytosis.